This is a messenger RNA of Alosa sapidissima (American shad), 1468 nucleotides long. RefSeq lists its product as uncharacterized. The coding region runs from base 155 to 1468 and encodes 437 amino acids. The record is from RefSeq and is a predicted model, not a curated record. The transcript is spliced from 3 exons. NCBI's taxonomy places the organism in Eukaryota, Metazoa, Chordata, Actinopteri, Clupeiformes, Clupeidae.
UCUAUAGAACCUAUUGAACCCUUACAUCACAUAAUAGCGUCUAUGACAUCACAAUGCGGUUGGCAGUAUAUAAAGGAGCUCUGAACUGCCUCCUCUUAUUCUCUUCUAAAUCAGGGUCUUGUUCUGUCUGGAGCCUGAUGCUAUAUAGGACACUAUGAACUUAGAGUGCAGGCUUGAUGCUUCUCUGCCCCUGCUUGAAGCUCCACACAGUGGUGUGAUGGAGCCCACUGUGAUCCUCAUGACUGCUGCAGGGGAGGACCUCAGUGGAGCCGCUGGGGUGAUCCCGCUAGCAGGUGCCCAUACAGGGGCAGGUUUUGGGGAAGUACAGGGGCUGAUUCAGCUCCCUGUUGCACCUGGGGCAAGACCGGGUGCAGCUGAUGGAGGACUCCAGCUGACGGGUGCAGGACUGGGUAGGGUGGUGCCGUUCAUGGAGCCGGCCCAAGGCCCCGGCGUGUUCACAGCCCUGCCUGGGAACCUCCUCCUGCAGCCUGCGCCCCUGGUCCACCACCAGGUGGCACCACCUCCCAAGGGAAAGUGCAAGAGGCGCAAGAAGUCCCCAGCCCCCAAAAGGCGCAGGGACCCCAACAGCUUCCACGAGAAGUACCGCAGGCUCAUGGCCAAGAUGGAGGAGGAGGCCGAGAUGGCGCCCCCUGGGGCCGAGGAAGGGAAGUGCACCCAGCCCUGCGCCGGCUAUGGCGGAGACGCCGGCUACUCUCUCUGUGACCCUGGGGCCCACGAUCAGAACGGCCAGGGGCCUUUCUACGGAGGUUACUAUGACAACGGCGUCUCUGAGGCCGCGGCCACGGACCUGGUGUGUGGAGAUCCGCAGCAGUGGCCGGCUGGUCCAGCGCUGCCCUGCCCAGACACCUGGCUGGCCGUCUCCCCCCCUCCCCUCAUGUCUGGCUGGGUAGCGGUGGAGCCCCCUGGUGGCCUGGAGGCCGCACUGGAGCUGCUGUUCCCAGAUCAGCCGGACCCGGAGACGGAGAGACAGGAGCAGCUCCUGAGCACCUACGCGCCCAUCUCGGACAACGUGGGUCGCCACGGCUACCCGGAGCUGCUCGUUGGGGAGGACAGUAAGUACGGAGGCGACGCGGCGGGACUGGAUGACCUCACCCUGCUGGACUGGGCUUUCCUCACACACAUGUUUCCUGGACACACGCCGCUGGACACUCGGCUCGACACACACACACAGCUGUGGAACCCUGGGAAUGACGGUUCCUACAGCAACGCACUCCAUCACAAUGCAUGGGCGUGUCAUCAGAAUGCUGAUGCUGUCUACGCCACAUCAGCGGCUAGUAUUGGACCAAUCAGGAGUGAGAGCCUGCAGUUGAGGGUGGAUCCAGAUGUGGGCCAUACCAUGUGUGCCGAAGUGGAGGGGUGCAGCACGAAUCAGCUGGAGGGGGGGGGCACAUGGCAUAACAAUCUCAGACACAUCUGGAAACUCAGUGGUCAGUGUGAAGCUGUGUAG